GUCACUUCGUCGUGCCGCAUGGAUAUCGUAUCGAAGUUGUCUCCUCUAGGUAUGGCAUACGUCCCGUUCACGUCAGACUGAUUUGUUUGAAAUAAGAAAAACAUCAGAAUGAUGUGGAUACGCCCAUCCGUCGUUGUGCUGAUGAUAGUGCUACAGACCUGUGGGGCAGACAGGUUAGAACGAAUGGAGCGUCGAUUGGAACUGAAACUGAAAGCCCUUCAGGCCUACGUCGAGGUGAUAGUGAACGCAAAUGAAGGAGAUUUUGUUACACUAGCUGAUAGAGUUUCUAAGCUUGAAUCAAUAGUUUCCACGUCAGAAAACGAUAUCAGAGAGACUACAAGUAACGGUUCAAGGAACGAGCAUACUAUAGCAUAUACAAAACCAGAAUUGAAUAACAUUCAAAAUACUCUCACUAUGUAUAAGCAUUCCUUUGAAAAACAAAAAAAGGGAAAUGAACGAUGUUAAGAUUGUUCUUAAAGAUACAUUGUCGGUGUUUCGUUCAAACGUUUCCUUAACUAUUAACUCAUUAACCAACGCUGUCAGUGAUCAUGUGAAUCAUGGCGCCGAUGAGAUAUCAGCUACUUUAAAUAAUGUAAGCGAAACAUUAGUUGAAACUGGGAGUCGUUUGCGCUAUGAUAUAUUCACAUAUUUGGGCAAUCUCAGCUCUGAAGUUAAAACUGAGUUGGCCAUUAAUAUUGAAAGGGAAAUAGAUGACAACAAUAAAACAUUGAUUGCUCUAAAUUCUCAAGUCCGAGAUUAUAUCGCCAAUGAAACAGAAAGUCUAGCCUUUUUUAAAACUAAUAUACUUCAAGACAUGAAUGAAACACGGGCUCAUGUGCGAAACGAAACAACUGAACUUGAAAAUAAGGUUGAAGAGCUAAUAGGUAGAGCAAAUGAAGUUGUUGGGAUCAUUGAUAAGCAGGGAUCUACAAUAGAAGACGGCAUUAUGGUCACCAUCAAGGCGCUUCACAGUUCCUGGAGUGACUGGUCUGCAUGGUCCGACUGUUCUCAGUCAUGUGACAGCGGCAGCAAAAGUAGACACAGGUCAUGUGAUGUACUUCCGCCUAUUACUGAAGGAUUUUGCAUUGGAAAUGCAACAGAAACAAAGGAAUGCGUCAUUCACGAGUUUUGUCCAUAUUGGGGGGAAUGGUCGCCAUGGUCUCAAUGUUCCCAAACAUGCACCACUGGAACAAUGACGAGAGACAGAUCAUGCAAUGCACCGGCUUCUCUUGCAUCAACUUGCCAAAGAAAUGUAACUGAAAGUCAGACAUGUGUGAUGUUAGCCGAAUGUCCACGGACAACCACGGUCAACGCGUGUGAAGGGUUUCUAUGUUCUGACGGUAAUUGUAUUCCUGACUCUUGGGUUUGUGAUGGCGAUCAUGAUUGCUCGGAUGGAGGAGAUGAAAAUAACUGUGAAACGAGAACCUGUACGUCCAGCCAGUUUCGCUGCUCUAACGGGCAAUGCAUCAGCAAUAGUUCGGUAUGUGAUGGCGUCUCGCAAUGCUAUGAUGACGGUGAUGAGGAAAACUGUGACACCUGUGCAUCCGGCGCGAUCCUUUGCUCUUCCGUAAGGUGUAUACACGAGAGUAAUGUAUGUGAUGGACGUUCAGACUGCCUUGAUGGAAGUGAUGAGGUAAACUGUGAGACGAGAACCUGUACAUCCAGCCAGUUCCGCUGCUCUUCCGGGCAAUGCAUCAGCAAUUCUUUGGUAUGUGAUGGCGAUUCGACAUGCCGAGAUGGAAGUGAUGAGGAAAGCUGUGAAUCCUGCACAUCCGGCGCGUUCCUUUGCUCUUCCGGGGGAUGUAUCGACGAGAUUUAUGUUUGCAAUGGCCACUCGAGCUGCCCGGAUGGAAGUGAUGAGUUAAACUGUGAGGCGAGAACCUGUACAUUCAGCCAGUUCCACUGCUCUUCCGGGCAAUGCAUCAGCAAGUAUGGGGUAUGUGAUGGCUUUCAAGAUUGCCAAGAUAAAAGUGAUGAGGAAAACUGUGACACCUGUGCAUCCGGCGCGUUCCUUUGCUCUUCCGGAAAGUGUAUACGGGAGAGUAAUGUUUGUAAUGGAAGUUCAGACUGCCCUGACGGAGAUGAUGAGGUAAACUGUGAGACGAGAACCUGUCUUACCGACCAGUUCCGCUGCUCUUCCGGGCAAUGUAUUGGCAAAUGUUUGGCAUGUGAUGGCGGCUUGCAUUGCAGUGAUGGAAGUGAUGAGGAAAACUGUGACACCUGUGCAUCCGGCGCAUUCCUUUGCUCUUCCGGAGGGUGUAUCAGUGAGACUUAUGUAUGUGAUGGCAAUACGACCUGCCAUAAUGGAAGUGAUGAGGUAAACUGUGACACCUGUGCAUCCGGCGCAUUCCUUUGCUCUUCCGGAGGGUGUAUCAGUGAGACUUAUGUAUGUGAUGGCAAUACGACCUGCCAUAAUGGAAGUGAUGAGGUAAACUGUGAGACGAGAACCUGUCAAUCAAACCAGUUUCGUUGCACUUCCGGGCAAUGCAUCUAUAAUGAUUGGAUAUGUGAUGGGGAGAAUGACUGCAAUGAUAGAAGUGAUGAGGUAAACUGUGGAUUGUGAUGGCGAUGAAGAUUGCACGGAAGGAGGUGAAGAAAGAAAUUGUGGGACUACAUGAAAUUACCCUAAAGACGAAUUAUAAAAGGACCAAUGACGUUUUAUCCCGGGUAGGAUGAUGGAUCCGCCGCUUUACCCCUACAAAUGCUUACCGUCCUCCUUGGAGGGACGUUCAACGGGCGUCCAUGAAAAAGUGCUAUCUACCAUUAUGCGGCUUAAACUAACAAGUCUGAUGCUCUAACAGGGACUGUCGAUAAAUAGGUGUGCACCUCCAUAUACAUCAUCAAAAACGAGACACAACCAACACGCUUUGUUCAUUACGUCAUCAGAUGUACUUAAUACACCUUUACAGACACACGCAACUAACAAAAUAUCCAUUAUUAAACAAUAGUAUACCUUACACAACUAUUUCCAUUCUAUUUAUCUGUAUAAAGACGAUCGGUUUGUAGACAUCAUAAAUAUAAGUUCAGGCCGUUGUAAUUUUAUCUAUAGAUCUGCGGGUUGAACUGAAUCUUUCCAGGGUUAAUUUGCGUACAUAGCUAAAACGUGAUUUAUCAGCGAUAAGGCGGUCAGAGGUCACGUGGCCAAUUGUAAGCCCCCCCCCCCACUUGCACCCAUUCUCAUUAUUCCUUCAGAAAUACUUGCUUGCAAAUGUUAAGCAGAAUUUAUGCAACAUAUUCCUUCAUCAUCCCAGUCCAAUUCUACAUAUUAUAAAAACACAUGUUUUCGAACGAAUAUAGUUGUACAUAGUGUUAAAGACAUUGGUUCAAUUGCUUGUUUUGUGUCCGAAUUAUUAUCCACCCGUCAUUGAAAUGGUUAACUAUAGUUUUUCGAAUAUAUUCAUGUAAAUGUAUUUUUUUAUGUAGUUUAUGCUUAUUGUUACAAUGAUGGCGUGUAUUUUGUUAUUGAAGUUAUAAUUAUGUCAGUUGUAUGAUGCCCAGUGGAAUAUAUGUUUUAUACGUUAAAUUGACAAUACCAGGUCUAAAUAAUAUUUAUUGAUUUACUAGAGACAAAGCUCUGUUUCAUUUAUUUAGUUGUAAGCUGGACGCUGUGCGAUCUACAUAUGCUAAUAAACCAUGUAUCUUAUGCC
Molecule: messenger RNA, 3647 nt
Organism: Mya arenaria
Lineage: Eukaryota; Metazoa; Mollusca; Bivalvia; Myida; Myidae
Product: sortilin-related receptor-like
Exons: 18
Coding region: 452-2563 (703 amino acids)
Cellular component (GO): plasma membrane
Molecular function (GO): protein binding
Source: RefSeq, a predicted model, not a curated record